Molecule: messenger RNA, 1566 nt
Organism: Suillus fuscotomentosus
Lineage: Eukaryota; Fungi; Basidiomycota; Agaricomycetes; Boletales; Suillaceae
Product: L-Aspartase-like protein
Exons: 12
Coding region: 1-1566 (521 amino acids)
Biological process (GO): malate metabolic process; tricarboxylic acid cycle; fumarate metabolic process
Cellular component (GO): mitochondrion; tricarboxylic acid cycle heteromeric enzyme complex
Molecular function (GO): fumarate hydratase activity
Source: RefSeq, a predicted model, not a curated record
AUGAGUGCCCAGAUUCGGCCAGGGGGUACAAACACUUUGAUUAGGAUGCUUGCAUGUGAUAGGGGUAAUGCAGUACCCGGUCGUAGCCGGUUCCUUCCGCCUAUCACUUAUGUAACAGCUCCAUCAAGGGACUCCUCCAACUACGCCUUACGUCUUGUCAUGUCAAACCAGUCCUUCCGCACUGAGCGUGACACCUUCGGUGAGCUCCAGGUCCCAGCCGAUCGCUAUUGGGGAGCACAGACACAACGGUCGCUACAAAACUUCGAUAUUGGUGGUCCCUCACAACGGCUACCGCCUCCCCUAAUCAAAGCCUUCGGCGUGGUGAAAAAGGCAGCAUCCAUCGUUAACGCCAGCUAUGGCCUAGAUCCUAAAAUAGGCGAAGCCAUCCAGAAAGCAGCUGAUGAUGUCAUUUCCGGUAAGCUCAUGGACCACUUUCCCUUGGUUGUCUUUCAGACCGGAAGUGGAACUCAAACCAACAUGAACGUAAACGAGGUGAUUUCGAAUCGCGCGAUAGAACUUCUUGGCGGCGAACUCGGUUCCAAGAAUCCGGUUCAUCCCAAUGACCAUGUUAACAUGAGCCAGAGUAGUAACGACACCUUCCCAACAGCUAUGCAUGUCGCCGCUGUGACUGAAAUUAGUCACUCGUUGCUUCCGGCAUUGACAGGACUCAGGGAUGCACUUGACGAAAAGGUUCAGUCAUUCAGCCACAUUAUCAAAAUCGGACGCACGCACUUGCAGGACGCUACUCCCCUGACCCUUGGUCAAGAGUUCAGCGGAUAUGUCCAGCAAAUCGAUAAUGGCAUCGCUCGUGCUAAGGACGUCCUUCCUCGCUUACGUUUUCUGGCUCAGGGUGGAACUGCUGUUGGCACGGGUCUUAACACGAAGAAGGAUUUCGACGUGAAGGUUGCAGCCGAGAUCUCCAACAUUACGGGUUUGAAAUUCCAGACUGCACCAAACAAGUUUGAAGCUCUAGCUUGCCACGACGCCCUUGCCGAGGCUCAUGGUGCUCUGAAUGUCAUCGCUUGCUCUCUGAUGAAGAUCGCUAAUGACAUUCGAUUCCUUGGCUCUGGUCCUCGCUGUGGUUUCGGCGAACUGAUGCUCCCCGAGAACGAACCUGGCAGCAGUAUCAUGCCCGGUAAAGUCAAUCCCACGCAGUGCGAGGCCGUGACUAUGGUCGCUGCUCAAGUGAUGGGCAACCAGACCACUGUCAGCAUCGCUAGUUCCAACGGACACUUCGAGCUCAAUGUCUUCAAACCCGUCAUAAUCAUGAACGUGUUGCAGAGCAUUCGUCUUCUUUCUGAUGCUUCCCGUUCAUUCACAAAGAAUUGCGUGGUUGGCAUCCGAGCUAACGAGAAGCGCAUCAACCAUCUCCUGAACGAGAGUUUGAUGCUGGCAACGAUCCUGAACAGCCACCUUGGCUAUGAUAAUGUAGCCAAGGCCGCAAAGAAAGCACACAGAGAAGGAACAACGCUGAAGGAGGCGACGGUUGCACUCCAAUUUCUGACACCCGAGGAGUUUGAUGAGAAAGUACGCCCGGAGCUGAUGCUGCACCCAGAUGAUGAAUAG